AUGACAUUCUACUUAUUUGUAGGUGGACAUACAAAUUUUAAUUAUAAGACCAAUGCAGGUAUCCAUUAUGCUAAAGGUGGUGCAUCUUCAGAUAUAAGAUUAUCUGUGAACAAUAACUUUGACUGGUAUGAUCCCUUAUCAUUAAGGUCAAGGAUUAUGGUGGCUGCUGGUGGAGGAAGUUCUGAAUCGCAAGCAUCAAUUGGUGGGAAUGCUGGUGGUCUGAUAGAUGGAAUUGGAAAAUCUGAUUGUAGAAACAAUGGAAAGAUUUGUCCAGAAAUAUGGACUAAAGGAGCAAAUCAAACACAAGGAGGAACCGCAUCUACUCCUAAUUUAUAUUAUGAAGGAAGUAUACAAAGACAAUAUUCAUUUUAUGAAGGAAUGUUUGGUAGAAUUAAAGCUUAUAAAAAUGAUAAAAUUAAUAUUGGAGGGAUGGGAGGAAAUGGAUAUUAUAGUGGUGCAACAUUGGAAUAUGCAGGUGGUGGUUCUGGAGGAAGUUCUUUCAUCUCGGGCCACAAAGGAUGCAUAGCAUUGAAUAGUUCAUUAAAUGAAUUUCCAAAUCCAUAUAAUUCAAGUAUUCAUUACUCUGGAUUAUAUUUCACACAAACACAAAUGAUCUCAGGCAAUGAGACAAUGCCAUUAUAUUCAUCGAGUAACUCCAAAGGCAUCGGUAAUAAAAAUGAAGGCUGUAUUCGAAUUACAAUUCUCACGAAAGAUUGCAGUUGUAUUUGUAAUUCAUAUCUUCAUAUGAAUUCUUUUAUUUAUAAUUUCAUUUUUAUUUGUUUUGAUUCGCAGUAA
Molecule: messenger RNA, 795 nt
Organism: Trichomonas vaginalis G3
Lineage: Eukaryota; Parabasalia; Trichomonadida; Trichomonadidae
Product: glycine-rich protein family
Exons: 1
Coding region: 1-795 (264 amino acids)
Source: RefSeq, a predicted model, not a curated record